AUGCUGCUCUCAGCCUCCCUACUUGCUUUCGUCUCGAGUGUCCUGGCGGCCGCUGGCCCGGGGCACGCUGGCGAGCUCUCCCGACGUGCCGCGCCGGAUAGCCCGUCUGGUAGCUACCCGCCUGCCAAUGUUGACUGUCCCAGCACUCGCCCUACCAUCCGCGCGGCCGACUCUCUCUCACAGGCGGAGCGAGACUGGCUCAGGGAGCGUAGGCCUAAGACUGUCCAGCCCAUGAUCGACUUGUUGAGGCGCGGCAACAUCCCGGAUUUCGAUGCAGAGGGCUUCAUCAACAACCAUGCCAACAACUUCUCCGUAAUCCCCAAUAUCGGCAUCGCCGUAUCUGGUGGUGGCUACCGAGCGCUCAUGAAUGGUGCAGGCUUCAUUGCUGCUGCAGACAGCCGCGAGGCCGGGUCGACUGGUGCCGGCCAGAUCGGUGGUCUCCUCCAGGCCGCUACUUAUGUCUCGGCUCUUUCGGGCGGUGGCUGGCUCGUUGGCUCCAUCUAUGCCAACAACUACACCACUGUCACUCGGCUUCGUGACGGCUCUCCCGACUCGUCCGUGUGGAAGUUUGAAGAUAGUAUCCUGGGAGGCCCGGACGAGCCGGGCGUGUCAAUCCUUAACACGGCAGGCUACUGGUCAGACCUUGUGGACAAUGUGGACGACAAGCGCGACGCUGGUUACGCAGUUUCCUUGACCGACCCUUGGGGCCGUGCUCUAUCCUACCAGCUCAUCAAUGCGACCCAAGGAGGUCCCGCAUACACCCUCUCUUCCAUUGCGAAUGACGAGCGCUUUGCUAAUGCCGACACCCCUUUCCCCAUCAUUGUAACCGUGGAGAGGGCGCCCGGCAAUGACAAUCUGGCUUUGAACAACAGCGUCGUCGAGUUCAACCCCUACGAGAUGGGCACCUUUGAUCCCACGUUCUACGGCUUUGCGCCGACUAGAUAUCUUGGAUCACAGUUCAACCGUGGUGAGAUCAACAGCACUGGCCACUGUGUCCGUGGACUGGAUCAGCUUGGAUUUGUCAUGGGCACCAGCAGCAGUCUAUUCAACUACGCUCUGAUCGAGCUGACCAAUAGCAAUGGCGAGUCUGAGGUCCCCACCGUUGUCCUCAACAUGGUUGAGGGCAUCUUGGAGACUAUCAGCGGCGAGAGUAACGAUGUCGCCGUGUGGGAGCCUAACCCAUUCCGUGGCUACCACCCUGGCAUCAAUCGCAAUGCCAACCGAGAGUCUCUGAUCCUGGUGGAUGGUGGCAUGGCCCUCGAGAAUAUCCCUCUCCAGCCGGUCAUCCAGCCCAUGCGCGCUGUAGAUGUGGUAUUCGCCGUCGACUCAUCCGCCGACACAGAGUACUAUUGGCCCAACGGUACUGCUCUCCGCGCCACAUACGAGCGAAGCAAACAAGACGUCGCCAAUGGAACCAAUUUCCCAGCGGUGCCUGGUGCCAACACGUUCAUCAACCUUGGUCUGAACAGGCGGCCGACCUUCUUCGGCUGUGAUGUUUCGGAAUUUCGGGGUGGUCAUGUUCCUCCUCUGAUCGUGUAUGUGCCCAAUGCCCCAUACACAAUCAACAGCAACAUCUCCACCUUCCAGAUGUCGACGGAGGUCGAGGAGAAGCUCCGGAUUAUUCAGAACGGAUGGAAUGUUGCAACCAUGGGCAAUGAUACGGUGGAGUCUGACUGGACUACUUGCCUGUCCUGUGCGGUCUUGAGCCGCAGUCUCCAGCGCACCGGCACCACCAUCCCCGCGGCCUGUAAUACCUGCUUCCAGCGUCACUGCUGGAACGGGACGGAGAACGAGGCUACACCCACUGCCGAGCCGACUUUUAUCAUCGGCGAUGCGGCUGCUACUGCCAACCCUCAGAACGCCGGCGUGACGUUGCGCACAUCGAGCAUGAGUCUCGCCGUUGCUGUCCUCGCCGCGCUCUUCCUCGCCUAG
Messenger RNA from Microdochium trichocladiopsis, 1932 nucleotides. RefSeq names its product lysophospholipase-like protein. Bases 1 to 1932 code for a protein of 643 amino acids. NCBI's taxonomy places the organism in Eukaryota, Fungi, Ascomycota, Sordariomycetes, Xylariales, Microdochiaceae. Gene Ontology annotation, molecular function: A2-type glycerophospholipase activity. The record is from RefSeq and is a predicted model, not a curated record. Gene Ontology annotation, biological process: glycerophospholipid catabolic process. Gene Ontology annotation, cellular component: cytosol; intracellular membrane-bounded organelle. The transcript has a single exon.